Hippocampus zosterae (dwarf seahorse) is the source of this 2752-nucleotide messenger RNA. Its product is annotated as collagen alpha-4(VI) chain-like. The transcript is spliced from 13 exons. Bases 1 to 2610 code for a protein of 869 amino acids. The record is from RefSeq and is a predicted model, not a curated record. NCBI's taxonomy places the organism in Eukaryota, Metazoa, Chordata, Actinopteri, Syngnathiformes, Syngnathidae.
AUGGCGCAUUAUACGACUACCGGCAGCCAAGUGACCGGCACUGGAGCAUGUGUGGAUGCCACAGUGGCUGAUGUGGUCUUCUUGGUGGACAGUUCGGGCAGCAUUGGCAAUGCCAAUUUCCAGGAGGUCCGAGAGUUUCUCCAGAACGUGGUGUCUGGUUUGAACAUCGGUCCUGACAAUGUCCGCGUGGGUUUGGCACAAUACAACCAAAACCCUGUUCUAGAGUUCUCGUUGCUAGAACUCGCGGAUAAGAACUCUCUGCUGGCCGAACUGGGUAACCUCCCCUACCUGGGGGGAGGUACACAGACAGGCAGGGCCAUCGACUUCAUCCGGACGCAGCUGUUCAACGAAAACGCAGGAAGCCGAGCGAGCCAGGGGGUGCCUCAGAUCGCCGUGGUCAUCACAGACGGAGUCUCCGGCGACGACGUAGUUCAGCCUGCGAUGCGCCUCAGAGAACACGGGGUCACCGUCUUCGCGAUCGGAGUGGGAGGAGCCAAUGUGAACCAGCUGGAGGCCAUCGCGAACCAACCGUCUGAGGACUUCCGAUUCUUGAUCGACAACUUCCAAUCUCUUCAGAACGUGAGCGAGGUUGUCCUGGAAAACGUAUGCGAAUCUAUUAUCAACCCCCCCCCGACGCAAGAAUGUGUGAAUGCCACAGUGGCUGAUGUGGUCUUCUUGGUGGACGGUUCGGGCAGCAUUGGCAAUGCCAAUUUCCAGGAGGUCCGAAGGUUUCUCCGGACCGUGGUGUCUGGUUUUGACAUCGGUCCAAACAAUGUCCGCGUGGGUUUGGUACAAUACAGCUCCGACCCUGUUCUAGAGUUCUCGUUGCUAGAACUCACGGAUAAGAACUCUCUGCUGGUCGAACUGGAUAACCUCCCCUACCUGCGAGGAGCUACAGAGACUGGCAAGGCCAUCGACUUCAUCCGGACGCAGCUGUUCAACGAAAGCGCAGGAAGCCGAGCGAGCCAGGGGGUGCCUCAGAUCGCCGUGGUCAUCACAGACGGAAGCUCCGCCGACGACGUAGUUCAGCCUGCGAUGCGCCUCAGACAACACGGGGUCACCGUCUUCGCGAUCGGAGUGGGAUUCGCCAAUGAGAUCGAGCUGGAGGCCAUCGCGAACCAACCGUCUGACAACUUCCUAUUCUCGAUCAACGACUUCCAAUCUCUUCAGAACGUGAGCGAGGUUGUCCUGGGAAACGUAUGCAAUAUCAUUAUCAACCCUCCCCCGACGCAAGAAUGUGUGAAUGCCACAGUGGCUGAUGUGGUCUUCUUGGUGGACGGUUCGGGCAGCAUUGGCAAUGCCAAUUUCCAGGAGGUCCGAAGGUUUCUCCGGACCGUGGUGUCUGGUUUUGACAUCGGUCCAAACAAUGUCCGCGUGGGUUUGGUACAAUACAGCUCCGACCCUGUUCUAGAGUUCUCGUUGCUAGAACUCACGGAUAAGAACUCUCUGCUGGUCGAACUGGAUAACCUCCCCUACCUGCGAGGAGCUACAGAGACUGGCAAGGCCAUCGACUUCAUCCGGACGCAGCUGUUCAACGAAAGCGCAGGAAGCCGAGCGAGCCAGGGGGUGCCUCAGAUCGCCGUGGUCAUCACAGACGGAAGCUCCGCCGACGACGUAGUUCAGCCUGCGAUGCGCCUCAGACAACACGGGGUCACCGUCUUCGCGAUCGGAGUGGGAUUCGCCAAUGAGAUCGAGCUGGAGGCCAUCGCGAACCAACCGUCUGACAACUUCCUAUUCUCGAUCAACGACUUCCAAUCUCUUCAGAACGUGAGCGAGGUUGUCCUGGGAAACGUAUGCAAUAUCAUUAUCAACCCUCCCCCGACGCAAGAAUGUGUGAAUGCCACAGUGGCUGAUGUGGUCUUCUUGGUGGACGGUUCGGGCAGCAUUGGCAAUGCCAAUUUCCAGGAGGUCCGAAGGUUUCUCCGGACCGUGGUGUCUGGUUUUGACAUCGGUCCAAACAAUGUCCGCGUGGGUUUGGUACAAUACAGCUCCGACCCUGUUCUAGAGUUCUCGUUGCUAGAACUCACGGAUAAGAACUCUCUGCUGGUCGAACUGGAUAACCUCCCCUACCUGCGAGGAGCUACAGAGACUGGCAAGGCCAUCGACUUCAUCCGGACGCAGCUGUUCAACGAAAGCGCAGGAAGCCGAGCGAGCCAGGGGGUGCCUCAGAUCGCCGUGGUCAUCACAGACGGAAGCUCCGCCGACGACGUAGUUCAGCCUGCGAUGCGCCUCAGACAACACGGGGUCACCGUCUUCGCGAUCGGAGUGGGAUUCGCCAAUGAGAUCGAGCUGGAGGCCAUCGCGAACCAACCGUCUGACAACUUCCUAUUCUCGAUCAACGACUUCCAAUCUCUUCAGAACGUGAGCGAGGUUGUCCUGGGAAACGUAUGCAAUAUCAUUAUCAACCCUCCCCCGACGCAAGAUCCCGGCACAUCAGAUGAUCUCGAGAUUCAAGGAAGAGUGUACCUGCAUAUAAAAGCUCAGGUUAAUUUUACCCUGGGAGUUAAUGUGACAGAAAUACUCCAACAAUUCAUCAUGAAUGCUACUCGUGAGUUCUGUGACGACUGCCAACUUGACUUUAAUUCUACGACGGUGACCCAGUCACCCUGAUGGAGGUUUAACCUCUCCGCGUGCAAGAGGGUAGAAGCCCACUCUUCUUUUGUUUGUCAAUCAUGGCGUGUGCUUAUAUGCACAGGGAUGACUUUAAUGCAUGCUCAUGUGAAGCUAUGACAAUAAAAGAGCUCAGCACAGA